AUGGGUUUGAAGGAAGCUGUGAAAUCUGAUAGCGUUAUUGCAGCAGCCCUUGGCGGAGAGGCAAACUUCUAUUGCAACCUCUCGCUCUCGAUGGAUGUUUUGCAAGUCACCUGGCAGAAGAAAAAUGGGUCUUCCUUCCAGAACAUAGCCACCUACAGCCCAAACCAUGGGCUGAGGCUGAUAGGGUCAUUUCAGAAGAAGGUGCGUUUCACUAGAGCAACCCUGAAGGCCUCAGCUAUCACACUCCAAAAUCUCACGUUCGAGGAUGAGUCCUAUUACAGAUGCAUUUUCAACGUGUUCCCUCAUGGCUCUUUCAGCAAAGAUAUAUGCCUCAACAUCCAAAGUAAAAACAGAAGCACAAAUAGAUCAGGAGUAAAAAUGCUGGGGUUUGGUUCCCCCAAUACCAAGGAAAUAGUGAAGAGACAUAGUGCACCCAGAAUACCUGCAAAGGAGAAAGGCUUACACCGAGACCUAAGCGAGAAAGCCGUGAGCCUGCACAAGCCGAAGGACCAGCACAUUGUUUAUCAAAAUGAGGAGCAGUCACCAGGCUCCUCACUUCACAAAAGGCUACCAGGUCUGAAGAGAAACCUGAGAGAGAAAAAAAAUUGCAGGCGCUUGUUUUCAGAGGAAGCGGAGAACCUGAACAGCAAUGUCCACAGCGUGUUUGAGAGGGGACCUCCUGGGUUAUGCGUCAAGGAGCUCGGCUGCACACCCAUGAAGGAGGACAGAGGGGCAACAGCAGCUUGUGUCACGGUGCAGCCUCAGCGCAGAGCACUUUCUUUUGUAAUAGCAGAGUACCCUCUAGUGGGAGAGAUCACGAAUGAACGUGAAAACGCCUCCAGUGAGUCUUCUAUUAAAAUAGCAACUCACUAG
Molecule: messenger RNA, 873 nt
Organism: Aptenodytes forsteri (emperor penguin)
Lineage: Eukaryota; Metazoa; Chordata; Aves; Sphenisciformes; Spheniscidae
Exons: 6
Coding region: 1-873 (290 amino acids)
Biological process (GO): regulation of immune response; negative regulation of macrophage activation
Molecular function (GO): cell-cell adhesion mediator activity
Source: RefSeq, a predicted model, not a curated record